UGCGCGGGCGCGUCAGCCGGCGAGGGAGCAGCAAACGGCCGGCGGCGGGCGCCGCGCGGGGGGCGGGCGGCGCGGAGGAGGCGGCGGCGGCCAUGGCCGAGGCGUCGCCGCAGCCCAGACGCUACUUCUGCCACUGCUGCUCGGCGGAGAUCGUGCCGCGCCUGCCGGACUACAUCUGCCCGCGGUGCGAGUCUGGCUUCAUCGAGGAGCUUCCGGAAGAGACCAGGAGCACAGAGAACGGUUCGGCCCCCUCCACAGCCCCCCCGGAGCAGAGCAGACAGCCUUUCGAGAAUGUGGACCAGCACCUGUUCACGCUGCCGCGGGGCUACGGCCAGUUCGCUUUCGGCAUUUUUGAUGACAGCUUUGAGAUACCCACCUUCCCCCCCGGGCCGCAGGCCGAUGAUGGCCGGGACCCCGAAAACCGGCGGGAGCGGGAGCAGCAUUCGCGGCACCGCUACGGUGCUCGGCAGCCCCGCGCCCGCCUCACCGCGCGCCGGGCCACUGGCCGCCACGAAGGCGUCCCCACGCUGGAAGGAAUUAUCCAGCAGCUGGUGAACGGCAUUAUCACCCCUGCCACCAUCCCCAACCUGGGCCUGGGCCCCUGGGGCGUCCUGCACUCGAACCCCAUGGACUACGCCUGGGGCGCCAACGGCCUGGACGCCAUCAUCACGCAGCUCCUCAAUCAGUUUGAGAACACGGGCCCCCCGCCCGCCGACAAAGAGAAGAUCCAGGCCCUCCCCACCAUCCAGGUCUCUGAGGAGCACGUAGGCUCGGGCCUGGAGUGUCCCGUGUGUAAGGACGACUACGCGCUGGGGGAGCGCGUGCGCCAGCUGCCCUGCAACCAUCUCUUCCACGACGGCUGCAUCGUGCCCUGGCUGGAGCAGCAUGACAGCUGCCCCGUCUGCCGGAAGAGCCUCACAGGCCAGAACACGGCCACCAACCCCCCAGGCCUGACCGGAGUCAGCUUCCCGUCCUCGUCUUCCUCGUCUUCCUCCUCGUCCCCCAGCAACGAGAAUCCAGCGGGCAGCUCCUGAGCCUGCUCCCCCCCUCCCCCGCGCGGCCCAGAGUGUCCGCCCAGCUCAGUCGGGGGUGGGGGGGGCCAGGCUGCCCGCCCGCGGCCCCCGCACCAUUGGGGCCCCCUCACCCCACCCCCCACCCCCCUCGUUGGCGGGCCCCACCGCCCCCACGGCUGAGGGCAGAAGUUGGAGGUCCUGCCACCUCCUGGGACAGAGGGCGAGCGCGCCGGGCUCAGCUGGUCGGCUUCGCCAUGGCCCAGGGCUCUCCCCCGGGCCACCUCGGUCCCGAUUGUCCAACCUCUUAUUCCAUCUGUUCAACAGCGGAAAGGUUUUUAUAAUUUUAAAUUAUUACCGCUUUGAAAUAAAUGGACAUUUAGCUCACACGCGCGUGCAUGAUCUGUGGGGGAGAGGCGUUUGCCAGCUCCCGGCACCCCCGGCCGGCCCCGUGUUCCCGCCCCGCUGGCCAGCGGCGAACCCCCCAGCGAAAGGGGCCGGGACCAGAAAGAUGACCAGCAGAACCAGAACAAAAAAACUGCUCGACACAGAUGUUUUUUUUUUUUAAAAGGAAGAGAAAAAAGAAAUCUGUAUCUCAAAAGCUAUUUAAAAAUACACCUACUUAGAAAGCA
Molecule: messenger RNA, 1642 nt
Organism: Sorex araneus (European shrew)
Lineage: Eukaryota; Metazoa; Chordata; Mammalia; Eulipotyphla; Soricidae
Gene: RNF126
Product: ring finger protein 126
Exons: 9
Coding region: 93-1034 (313 amino acids)
Biological process (GO): protein ubiquitination
Cellular component (GO): cytoplasm
Molecular function (GO): ubiquitin protein ligase activity
Source: RefSeq, a predicted model, not a curated record